CUUUAUAUUUGAUUGGAUCUGAAAAGAAAUUGAAUGAUUUUUCUGUAGCCGGUGGAGCUAAACAAUGGAGUAUCGGAAAAUCAAGGAUGAGGAUAAAGAUGGGGGUGAUACAAUUGCAGGCGAUGUGGAAAGCUCGCCACCAAAAUAUCCUUCUGGAACCUUGUCCGCCUUUGGUGGAAGUCCAAUCGGAAGAAAUAAGUGGAAGCGCAAGUCAAUUGUUACCAUUGCCUUAACUUUUCUUACAAGCUCCCAAGCAAUAUUAAUUGUCUGGUCCAAAAGGGCUGGAAAGUACGAGUAUAGUGUCACCACAGCAAACUUCUUGGUUGAAGCUUUGAAAUGUGCUCUUUCACUGGCAGCACUAGUAAGGAUCUGGAGUAAUGAUGGUAUUACAGAUGAUAACAGGUUAAGUACAACCUGGGAAGAAGUUAGUGUUUACCCUGUACCUGCAGCACUUUACCUCAUCAAGAAUUUGCUUCAAUAUUACAUAUUUGCAUAUGUGGAUGCUCCAGGAUAUCAAAUACUCAAGAACCUGAAUAUCAUUAGCACUGGUGUGCUGUAUCGCAUUAUUCUGAAGAAGAAGUUGAGUGAAAUUCAGUGGGCCGCAUUCAUAUUAUUAUGUGCAGGGUGCACCACUGCACAACUUAAUCCCACAUCUGAUCGGGUACUUCAGACUCCUUUGCAAGGUUGGGUGAUGGCCAUUGUCAUGGCACUCCUAAGUGGUUUUGCAGGAGUUUAUACUGAGGCCAUAAUCAAAAAGCGCCCUUCAAGGAACAUAAAUGUGCAGAAUUUCUGGCUGUAUAUAUUUGGGAUGGGCUUCAAUGCAAUUGCAAUUGUAGUCCAAGAUUUCGAUGCUGUGGUGAACAAGGGAUUCUUCCAUGGAUACUCACUGAUAACAACUCUGAUGAUUCUUAACCAUGCGCUAAGUGGAAUUGCCGUUUCCAUGGUCAUGAAGUAUGCAGACAAUAUUGUCAAGGUGUAUUCGACAUCAGUGGCGAUGCUUCUGACAGCAGUGGUUUCUGUGUUCUUAUUUGGUUUUCAUCUAUCACUUGCUUUCUUCCUCGGAUCCAUUGUUCUAUCAGUCUCAAUAUACUUGCACUCGGUUGGAAAAGUUCAAAGAUAGAGGAAUGGUCAUUGACUCUGUAGAAGGACCAGAUAUAAGCAUGUCAGAUUUUUAGGCGAUUUUUAGCAUCAUUUAUAUUUUAUCGGCUCACAGAAACUGCGAUUUUUCGAUUAUUCAUUUCGAAGUGAACAUGGCUUUGGAGCUGGUGAGUCGGUCUGGUCUGUACAUGGCCAAAAAAUGGUGAAGGAAAUGGGUAAUGUCUUGCCUUGAACUGCAUGUGAGAUUUGUGCAUUUUUCUCCUACUAACCAAUUCUAGGUUGAUAUUACUAGUCAUUGUUUAUAAUGAAUAGAAAUGCUUUAAGAUAUAAAUAGUAGUACAAUCAUUAAGAAUUGAAAAAAAUGGUAUGAAUUAUGUUUGAGUCUAUUUGGAAACU
Molecule: messenger RNA, 1494 nt
Organism: Impatiens glandulifera
Lineage: Eukaryota; Viridiplantae; Streptophyta; Magnoliopsida; Ericales; Balsaminaceae
Product: CMP-sialic acid transporter 2-like
Exons: 15
Coding region: 65-1120 (351 amino acids)
Biological process (GO): pyrimidine nucleotide-sugar transmembrane transport
Cellular component (GO): Golgi membrane
Molecular function (GO): pyrimidine nucleotide-sugar transmembrane transporter activity
Source: RefSeq, a predicted model, not a curated record